Chanos chanos (milkfish) is the source of this 1137-nucleotide messenger RNA. It is a transcript of the gene gfral, whose product is annotated as GDNF family receptor alpha like. Bases 1 to 1137 code for a protein of 378 amino acids. NCBI's taxonomy places the organism in Eukaryota, Metazoa, Chordata, Actinopteri, Gonorynchiformes, Chanidae. Gene Ontology annotation, molecular function: signaling receptor activity. The record is from RefSeq and is a predicted model, not a curated record. Gene Ontology annotation, cellular component: external side of plasma membrane; signaling receptor complex. The transcript has 8 exons. Gene Ontology annotation, biological process: nervous system development.
AUGUGCAUCAGCAUAUCAUCAAGAUCUCCAGACUGCAUGAAUUUAACAGGAUCCUGUGUAACACAUACAGAUUUCUGCAAAAACGAGCGGACUCUGCUCAGAAGUAUCUGUGAUUUUACAGAUGGAGACUGCCAAAUAAAAGGCACAAACAUCUGUAACAUGAUCGCCCAGUUAUUGAUACACAAUUCAUCUAUGUGGAGGAUGUGCUUCUGCAGUGGAGAGGAGCCAUGUAGCACUCUGCAGCUGCUUGCCUCUCAAUGCUUUGUGCAUUUUGGUAGAGUGAUCAAAUCUCGGGCUCUUCAACUAGGUCAAAUUGGAAUGCAGCUGGCCAGCAUGGAAGGAACUUUGCAUACAACAAAUAGGUCCUGUGUGCAGGAAAUGAUGCUGUGUAUCCAGGAUGAAGUGUGCAACAGGCAGUUGGUCCCGUUUGUACAGGCUUGUUCAGGGACUCCGUGCAAUAUUUCUGAGUGUAGACAGGCCAUGAAAAAGUUCUACGGUGCUUUGCCACUCAAUGUGGCAGAGAUGCUGGUGUUUUGUGACUGUGAGCUUGAAGACAAGGACUGUCAGCAUGUGAAAACCACAUUGCACAGUGAUACAUGUGGUGUCCAAACAGAAGCCUUGACAUGUUUGGAAAUACUUGAUGAAUGCUUGGGCGAUGAUUUAUGCAGACAAAUGUUUGAUGCGUUCCUGUCCAAAUGCUUUGAUACGGAAGAAGAUCCAUACUUCAGCAGCGAUGCCAUUGACUGGUUAAAUGUCAUGGAUCCUAACCUUUUCCGGGGCGGAGAGCAAGAGUGUAGGACAGUUUUUGUGGCCACCAUGGGUUCCAUUCUCCAGCAUCCAUGCACUUGCAAUGGAAUCAGCAGCAACUAUCUCUACAGAUGUAAUGUGCUUCUUCAGACAUUUCAAAGAUCCAAUUUUUUGCGCUAUUGGAAUAAAGGAAACGUCCAGCAUCUGCCCCCCCAGGUGAAUGACUCCAGAUUUGGAUACCUGCAGUUGCAUGAUGAGUUCAACCGGAACAGGAACAGGUCAUUUGCUCACAUAACAGACCAACUAUUAUACAUAUUUGCAUAUCUUUUUGUGGUUGUGGUGAUAUUGCUUGCUGUUAUCAUCAUUUUACACCAACAAGGAUACUCGUAA